AUGGGGCAUUCUGCCGAGCCUGUGGAUUUUUUUGCUCCGGAGUUACCUGAUGGACAUUCUACAGGUCAAUUCGUGACUGCACCUUUCAGAACAUGGCGAAAACUAUCUGACAGGACGCUAGCUCAUGACAAGCUUGAUUACCAUCUUGCUUCUCUGGCAAAGAUGAGUGCAUUCUUGGAUUGUUAUAGUAACCCAUCACAAGCUAUUGACACAGUGCUUGUAUCCGAGGCUCGGAAGCGGAUGGAGGCUAACAAGAAAGUGAUUUCGUCUCUGUUAAAUAGUUUUGCUGUGUGGAAAACAAGAGCAGCUCUCAAUUUCCUUCGCUACGUCUAUUAUGGUACUGUGAAGGAAGUAUUCAUUGCCUUUGUCUCAGUAGAAAGGAUCACAGGAAAGAAUAUUGCUGCAGCAAUUUUAAACUGGAUACAGACAGUUGGAUUGUCACCAAGUGAUAUGCGAGGGCAGUGCUACGUUGGAGCCAGUAACAUGUCUGGAGCAAGAUCAGGGUGUAGUGCUGUUAUUCAACAGCAAGCUCCAAAGGCUGCCUAUUUCCACUGUGCUGCUCAUCAAUUGAAUCUUGUUGUAGUGUCUGCAUUCUUUCUUGAGUUGUUACCUGCACUUCACACAUCUCUGCAAGCUAUGGUUUCUCCAGGACAACACAAAGACUUUGGUACUGAUUGGGGCAGGGAUGGCAAUACAAUCACAAAGGCGAAUGGCUAUCUGUAUCAGCUUCAGUCACCUUCUUUCUCAGUUUGCUUCAAGAUUCUCCUUGAAAUCUUGCAAUUUCUCAAAGGCCUCACAGUCAAGCUUCAAAUGCAAGCAUCUGAUGUCAUGUAUGCCUACAAGCAGGUUCAGUCAGUACGUUUAACUAGUCCUACAGAAAAUGAGAGAGGACUGUGUCCAAGAAUUCAAUAA
Molecule: messenger RNA, 912 nt
Organism: Corticium candelabrum
Lineage: Eukaryota; Metazoa; Porifera; Homoscleromorpha; Homosclerophorida; Plakinidae
Exons: 3
Coding region: 1-912 (303 amino acids)
Source: RefSeq, a predicted model, not a curated record